Gymnodraco acuticeps is the source of this 1655-nucleotide messenger RNA. Its product is annotated as cytochrome c oxidase assembly protein COX18, mitochondrial. NCBI's taxonomy places the organism in Eukaryota, Metazoa, Chordata, Actinopteri, Perciformes, Bathydraconidae. Gene Ontology annotation, molecular function: membrane insertase activity. The record is from RefSeq and is a predicted model, not a curated record. Gene Ontology annotation, biological process: protein insertion into mitochondrial inner membrane from matrix; mitochondrial respiratory chain complex IV assembly. The transcript is spliced from 7 exons. Bases 260 to 1417 code for a protein of 385 amino acids. Gene Ontology annotation, cellular component: mitochondrial inner membrane.
UGAUCUCUUUUCCAAGGGAGACCUCCCGCUGCUUUGGAGCCGCAGCUCGUCUCCAACAACGUUCACUCCUGAGACGUCAGAGCGACCCGACAGGCUGUGGGAAAUAGCGUGACGUCAUCACUGCGGGACGCCGUGCUGCGCAGGUUAGAGACUCGAAGGUGAAAUAAAUGAAUGAAAUGAAAUAUAAAGAUACAUCUAUUUGAUAACAGGAGCUCAUCAGGGACCGGAUAUCCGGGAGGGCUGGAGGAAGGAAGUCAGCAUGCGAACUGUAGGGGGGGCGCUGAGGUCCAGCGUCCUGAGGCGGGUCGGUUCUGCUGCUCCCAGACCUGAACCUCCACUGGGUCUCAGACCUGAACCUCCACCGGGUCCUGAACCUCCGGCAGCCGGACCCCCUGCUGUCUGCUGUUUGAUGUCAACCAUCAGGACUCUGUCUGGAAUGAGGACUCUGUCAGGAAGGAGGACUCUGUCAGGACUUGGGACUCUGUCAGGAAUGAGGACUCUGUCAGGACUUGGGACUCUGUCAGGACUCGGGACUCUGUCAGGGGUCCGGAGGCUCUCUGGUGGCCCUGAUGGUGUCCCUGGCGGUGUAGGGGUCUCUGAAGGGGUCCCUGAUGCUGUGGGGGUCCCUCCCGGGUGGUACAGCUCCCUCUCGGACUCAGCUCCGGUCCACCUGGUGGAACACUUCCUGCUGACGGUCCAGCAGGUGGGGGGGCUGCCCUGGUGGCUGAGCAUCGUCGUGGCAACGCUGUCGGUCCGGACCGCCGUCACUCUGCCGCUCGCAGCCUAUCAGACGGUGGUGCUGGCCCGGGUGGAGGCGCUGCAGGUGGAGAUCUCAGAGCUGGCUAAGAGGCUUCGAUACGAAGUGUCGGUCCGAGCGAGAGAGAGGAGUUGGACUGAGAAACAGAGCAGAUUCCAGUUCAAGAAGAACCUGCGGAGGAUAGUUUCUCAGCUUUAUGUCAGAGAGAACUGUCACCCCUUCAAAGCCAGCCUGCUGAUCUGGGUUCAGCUGCCCCUGUGGAUCAGCCUCUCUCUGGCCCUCCGGAACCUCACCCUGGAUCAGUCAGCUCUGCAUGCUGACCUGGCAGCAGGGGGCGCUCUCUGGUUUCCUGAUCUCACUGUACCGGACUCUACCUGGAUCCUGCCGCUCGGCCUCGGACUCACCAACCUGAUCAUCGUAGAGGUAACUUCUUCUUCAGGUGUUUUCUUUGCAGAGGGUGAACCCCUCUCGUCUUCAGAGGAUUGUAACGAACAGUAUCCGAGGGUUCUCCGUGUUGAUGGUUCCCAUCGCCGCUACAGUUCCCUCUGGUCUGGCUCUGUACUGGCUUUCCUCCUCUCUGAUUGGUCUGUCCCACAACCUGCUCCUCAGGUCCCGCCUCCUCCACAGACUCCUCCGACUGAAGACUGUCCGUCAGUCUGAGACUCCGUACAGAGACCUGCUGAGCGCCUUCAAGUCAAAAUACUGCAGAUAAACACACACACACACACACACACACACACACACACACACACACACACACACUUACUUUUUGAGGAGAAGUGUUCUGAUGUGUCAUUAAUUGUCUAAUCUGUGUGUUCUUCAAUCAAAUAAAACUUCCACAUUUGGUGUUUCUUUUUUCACGUCUGUAACCAAUAAAACAAUCAACAGUUAAAUCUAA